Gorilla gorilla gorilla (western lowland gorilla) is the source of this 1962-nucleotide messenger RNA. RefSeq names its product aldehyde dehydrogenase X, mitochondrial-like. The record is from RefSeq and is a predicted model, not a curated record. NCBI's taxonomy places the organism in Eukaryota, Metazoa, Chordata, Mammalia, Primates, Hominidae. Gene Ontology annotation, molecular function: oxidoreductase activity, acting on the aldehyde or oxo group of donors, NAD or NADP as acceptor. The transcript has a single exon. The coding region runs from base 1 to 612 and encodes 203 amino acids.
AUGGGCCAGUGCUGCUGUGCUGGCUCCCGGACCUUCGUGGAAGAAUCCAUCUACAAUGAGUUUCUCGAGAGAACCGUGGAGAAAGCAAAGCAGAGGAAAGUGGGGAACCCCUUUGAGCUGGACACCCAGCAGGAGCCUCAGGUGGACAAGGAGCAGUUUGAACGAGUCCUAGGCUACAUCCAGCUGGGCCAGAAGGAGGGUGCAAAACUCCUCUGUGGCGGAGAGCGUUUCGGGGAGCGUGGUUUCUUCAUCAAGCCUACUGUCUUUGGUGGCGUGCAGGAUGACAUGAGAAUUGCCAAAGAGGAGAUCUUUGGGCCUAUGCAGCCCAUGUUCAAGUUCAAGAAGAUUGAGGAGGUGAUUGAGAGGGCCAACAACACCAGGUAUGUCCUGGCUGCAGCUGUGUUCACCCGGGAUCUGGACAAGGCCAUGUACUUCACCCAGGCACUCCAGGCCGGGACCGUGUGGGUAAACACCUACAACAUCGUCACCUGCCACACGCCAUUUGGAGGGUUUAAGGAAUCUGGAAACGGGAGGGAGCUGGGUGAGGAUGGGCUUAAGGCCUACACAGAGGUGAAGACAGUCACCAUCAAGGUUCCUCAGAAGAAGUCGUAAGAGCAGCUGUCAGGGAGGCCCAGUCACAGUCCAGCAAUUCCACAACCACCUUGACCAAUGCUUGCCAAACUGUUUUAAAGCCAAGAACACCCUUUCUUUGUUCCAACUUAACUCUUAGAAGAAACCCCACAAAUAAAGCAAUUCAAUCAAGACUGUUCUAUUUAAAUCAGAGAUGGGGACCAGGCUCAGAGUUCUACCUAUCUAACCCCCAACCACAGCCCCCUUGGUGGCCCAUGAGUUGCUUCCAUGAAACCUUAGGAGUCUCUGGAAGACAGAUUAAAAACCAGUGAUCUGUAAUUUGUAGCUCUUCCUGCUGAUCCAAGGACUUUCCCAUGGGUGCACUUGAUGGUUUAGUGGAUCGACUCAACUCAGAACAUAAGCUUGGAAAGUGUUAGGGGUUUUGAACUAGGUGGAUACUAAAUCUCGGCCCCACUCUUCAUUGGCUUAACCUAAAAACCAGAGGUGCUCUUCCUUGUCUGUGUGCCAGUUGCUGGCUGUUUUAGUUGCUUGCCCUUCAUUUUGCUACUGAUUUUCCUUAAUUUGUGGGAAGGAGUAGGCAAAGAAUAUGCUUACAUGAUUACACCUGUAAAGUAAGCCCAAACAUCCCAAAUGUCCAUCAACUGAUGAGUGGAUUAAUAAAAUGUUUCCAUGGAAUAUUCCUUGGAUUACUCAGCCACAAAAAGGAUUGAAGUACUGACACACGCUGUGACAUCAGUGAACCCUGAAAACAUCCUUCUCAGUGAAACAAGCCAGAGAGAUGUACAAGGCUACAGACUGUAUGAUUCCAUUUAUAUGAAAUAUACAUACUAGGCAAAUCCAUGGAGAUGGAACAUAGAUUAGUGGUUGCCAGGGGAUAGAGGAGUAACUGUUAGUGGGCAUGGGAUUUGUUUUUGGGAGGUUUUGAAAAUGUUCUGGAGUUGAACAAUAGUAAUGGUUGCACGAUUUGGUAAAAAUACUAAAAACUAUGGAAUUGUUUAAUUAUGGUAUAUGAAUUAAUUUCUUUCUUUUUUUCUUUUUUUUUGACACGGAGUCUCACUCUGUCGCCCAGGCUGGAGUGCAGUGGUGUGAUCUCGUCUCACUGCAACCUCCGCCUCCCAGAUUCAAGCGAUUCUCCUGUCUCAGCCUCCUGAAUAGCUGGGAUUAUAGGUACAUGCCAUCAUACCUGGCUAAUUUUUGUAUUUUUAGUAGAGAUGAGGUUUCACCAUUUUGGCCAGGCUGAUCUUGAACUCCUGACCUCAGGUGAUCCACCUGCCUCGGCCUCCCAAAGUGCUGGGAUUACAGGUGUAAGCCGCAACACCCGGCCAUGAAUUAACUCCGUUAAAAAAUAAACGUAUACAUUCUGUGAGCAAA